AGCUUCAAUCAUAGUGAUUCUGAGGACUGUCAAUUUCUCCUAGGGCAGAUUACCCCCCAGUGCGCCAAUCGCCAUAGCUCACUCGAAAAGCUACGGAAUUGAGUGAUUCAACUUUCAGUGGAAAGCUGACGCUGCAAGCUACAACAUAUCCGAUUUUCAGAUUGUUUCACCGAUUGGAGUGUUAGAUAUAGCUUUUCGAAGGUCGCGAGUUUUCUGGGCGUCAUAACGAAGUGCUGCAGAAAUUUCCAAGGAGCCAUUGAAUCAUCUGCUUAUAGCCUUCUCUAACCAACAAGUGGUAUCAGAGCCCAUUAUCAAGCAUUUGGGACCUAAAAUACGAUGGGAGAUAAGGAGGACUCUGGUGGAGGUGAUACUUCAGUCCAAGGAGGCAGCUCAACCCAAGAUUCUGGCAUUGCAGCGCAAAGGGGAGCGCGUACAAGCCAGGGGUCACUGCUUAAGGAGGUGCUGAAGAACUUCACCAUUGAGAAGUUCUUUGGAGAUGGCUAUGAUGAUUGGGCAUGGAAGAUGCAGCUCUACUUUCGACAAAUUGGCCUCUUGAAGCUCAUGAUUGGAACGGAGCCCAGGCCAAAGGAAAUGGCAGAGCGAGCGGACUGGGAUGAACGUUCAUCUGCUGGGUAUUAUCUACUGUCACAAAGCUUGGAGCUGAACCAGAGGCAUCACAUCAUGCAUCUGCUGCCGGAAACUGAUUGUGGGCCCAAGGCAUGGGCAGUGCUCAAGGACCUGCACGCUCCGACAUCGAUUGCCGCUUCUCUCAUGGUGGAUCGGGAGCUGUCCAUGCUGCGGUUGAGCGAGAAUGAACCUGUGCAGCCCGUACUGGACAAGAUGAGGGAACUCUACGCGAAAUUGGCGAUUGCUGGCAUCACGUACCCCGAGCAGACUAAGUGUCUCAAGAUGCUCAGCCUGCUGCCCGAGUCUUGGCUGCAAUUUAUAAGCGGACUCAGCUUGCCACAAAACCAAAGGAUCGAGGGCGUGGCAAUCGCGGUCGCUCUUACUACAACCAAGGUGGUCGCGGGACUUGGAACCAGCGGGGGCGUGGUGGCGCUGGUGCAAGAGGAAGAGGUGGUCACUCCAACAAUGACAACAGUGAACCACGCUUGAGGGGAGAGUGCUGGUAUUGCAAGGAAGAAGGGCAUCCAUGGUUUCGCUGCUCUACCAAGCCCGACUGUGGCACAGCUGUUGCAAGGGCUGGAGAGGAAUUGCACCCGCUUGACAUGUGGGCCAUGGACUCUGGUGCUGCAUGGACAAUGACACCACGCAAGGACUUGCUGGAUGCU
This is a messenger RNA of Closterium sp. NIES-67, 1292 nucleotides long. Lineage: Eukaryota; Viridiplantae; Streptophyta; Zygnematophyceae; Desmidiales; Closteriaceae. The record is from the annotation of a GenBank genome assembly.